UAAAAAUUUGUGUCUUACGGUUUAUGUGUGUUAUUUGUGUUAAAUUUUAUUCAUAUUUAUUAUUAUCACAGAUGUGAGUCUACCUGUGGAAAUAUUAGUUUUGUUUUAUAAAAUAAAAAAUAAGUUAAAUAAAUAAUGUUCUUCCGCAGCCUCGGGGGUUUAUCCAAAUCAAAGCUUUCAAUCAGAGUCUUAUUUUGAAGGCGCUGAGCGGAUGUGUCUCUUGUCUCUACCUUGUCUCCGUGUCCGUCUCUUGUCUCUUUCUCCGCAUCGGAGAGAUUUUCUCUCCGCCGAUUCGCGUCCAAUCACGGCGGCUCUGCUGCACACCGAGGCCGGGAAGAGUCCGACUGGAUCCAUCCGCCGUCCGGAGGUCUGGAGCUCAGCCGAGGAUACAGCCGCGGAUGGUUGUGUCUCCAGGCGGGGGACCUGGCAGCCCGGGCCCGCAGCGGGAGCAGGGAGGAGGCCCCGACGCCCCCUUGUUCUGACCCAGAAAACAGCACCGACAGCCUGCCUGCCUGUCAACUAGAAGGCCGGUUAGCUGCUGGCCUCUCCGGAGCUCGCAGGGAGGCUCCCGGGGAGCACCGUUAACGGGAUCGUUUGCAUCCCACCGGACUUAUUUUGGUUCUAAUUACCGAUCACACGGAUCCAUCCGCACUGACGGAUUUUAACAGCGACCUUCUGGAAACCCGGGAGCUGGCGGCUAGCUAGCUUCAGGCUAGCUGUCCCAGUUAGCUUCUCUCCCCGGUAACCAGACAGCGGAGGCUCCGGAGCGGGGAACGGAGGAGCACGGUCGGUCUCCAAGUACCUUCUCAUCGUUUCUACGGACCUCACCGGAGAGACCGAUCAUGGCUGCUGCCUUAAUCAAGGAGAUCGUGAGCAGAAAUAAAAGACGCUACCAGGAGGACGGCUUCGACCUGGACCUGACCUAUAUUUAUCCGAACAUCAUAGCGAUGGGUUUCCCCGCCGAGCGUCUGGAGGGAGUAUACAGGAACAACAUCGACGACGUCGUGCGGUUUUUGGACUCAAAACACAAGAAUCACUACAAGAUCUACAAUCUAUGUGCAGAGCGUCAUUACGACACGUCAAAGUUCAACUGUCGAGUCGCUCAGUAUCCGUUCGAGGACCACAACCCGCCCCAGCUGGAGCUGAUCAAGCCGUUCUGCGAGGAUCUGGAUCAGUGGCUCAGCGAAGACGAGCAGCACGUCGCCGCCAUCCACUGCAAGGCGGGAAAAGGUCGCACCGGCGUCAUGAUCUGCGCCUACCUGCUGCACCGAGGCAAGUUCCAGGAGGCUCAGGAAGCCCUGGACUUCUAUGGGGAGGUCCGCACCCGCGACAAGAAGGGUGUGACCAUCCCCAGUCAGCGGCGUUACGUCAUCUACUACAGCUUCCUGCUGAGGAACCAGCUGCUGUACAAACCUGUCGCCCUGCUCUUCCACAAGAUGCUUUUUGAAACCAUCCCCAUGUUCACCGGAGGCACCUGCAGUAAGUCUGUCUGUCUGUCCACCUGUCUGUCUGUCUGUCUGAUUCGGUGUCUGACUUCAGACAGACAGUUAACUGGUCGAUGUGUUUGUGGUGCAGAUCCUCAGUUUGUGGUGUACCAGCUGAAGGUGAAGAUCCACACCUCUAACCCUGCCCACACCCGACGGGAAGACAAACUGAUGCUGUUCGAGUUCCCGCAGCCACUUCCUGUCUGCGGAGACAUCAAGGUGGAGUUCUUCCACAAGCAGAACAAGAUGAUGAAGAAGGAAAAGAUGUUCCACUUCUGGGUCAACACGUUUUUCAUACCGGGGCCGGAGGAGAACCUUGUCAAACUGGAGAACGGCAGUGCCGGGACGCCGCGGGAACCGGCCGACAGAAUGCAGCAGAAUCCGGGGAUGAUGAUGAUGACGACUACGACGAUGAUGAUGGGAGGAGAAACCAACGACAGAGACUUCCUGGUUCUCACUCUGACCAAGAACGACCUAGACAAGGCCAACAAAGACAAGGCCAACAGGAACUUCUCCCCGAACUUCAAGGUGAAACUGUAUUUUACCAAGACGGUAGAGGAAGGAGCGAACUGUGACGCCAGCAGCACGUCGGCCUCGGUGACGCCGGACGUCAGCGACAACGAACCGGAUCACUACCGCUACUCGGACACAACGGACUCGGACCCGGAGAACGAGCCGUUUGAAGAUGACCAUCACAAUCAGAUCACAAAAGUCUGACACACACACACACACAUACACACACUGUCUCACACACACACAUACAGAUAUAUAUGUGUAUAUAUAUAUAUUCAGUAUGUUUACACACUCAUGAGUCCGUUACUGAGACUAGCGUGUUGUUAGCUAACGGGAUGAUGUAACCAAUGGACCAUGGCUGAUCUGUGGGACUCACAGAGCUCAGAUCAGUUUAUAAGACCCCACCCCCACCCCACCCCCCCACCCCACCCCACCCAUCUUCUGCUCAAUGCACAGCUGGACAAUCACAUGGUGAGGAGGGCGGGGAUUAACGUGUGGGCGGGGCCAGGCCGGGCAAACGCACGGCGAAUGGACAAUGAGACAGAUGAAUGGACAGACAGGAGAUUUUAAAAAAUAAAAGAGUAAAACUUGAAUAUAAACAAACUGAAAGACAAGUAGACUUCUUUAGUGACUACACCAAGAUGUUUGUUGGAUAAAUACCCACAACCCCUGUGUGUCCUUCCUUCCUUUCUUCCUUCCUGACCAGUUGUAGGAAACUUUAUACCGACCAAUUUUAUUUUUCCAUUUCUUCAAUCUUCAAUUGUGUUAAGCUGUUUCUGAGAGCUGACACUUCUCUCUGUGUGCGCACGUCCAACUUUUCAGCCCAAAUUUACAAACCUUACUUUUUUCUUUUUUUUUGAACUCGUCUCAGACGUCGCAGGUUUCUGAAGGCCAGUGAUGAUAUCUGCAAAUUUCAGCUAAAUUAUAUCUGCACUUAAAAUCAGGAAGUCAUUAUGUUGCAGAAUUUCUCUUGUCACGUUUAACUGGGACUGAAAUUUGGACGCUGAGGGACACUAACUAUGAAACUAGAUUAAUGAUGACUAUAAAGAACCAUCACACCUACACUUCAGGUGGGGCUGCUGUGACAGUGUUCAGACCGGUUUGAUGUUCAGCCAAUCACCAGAUCAGACCAGUAUACUAAAUUUUACCACCAGGUGUCACACUUAACUCAGCAGGUGCUCCUGAACUGAGCAAACAGAAAACUGGUGUCUGACGACUGUGCCACAUCACGUAACGUCUGUCCACACCUAAAUAUGAUCUGCUGUUACAUCACGUAAACAAACCACGUAGCUCUCAGCUGUUAGCUGGAGGUCAGACUGGGGACUACUGACACAGUAUGAGUUGGCUUGAGUGCUGUGACAUGGUCGGCGCAGGUUGGUGAUGUAGGCGACUUUUUAAAUUGCCAAAUUGUGUCAAACGGGUUUAAUGUCGUACACCGGACCAGACUGGACCAGCAGAAUCAGAAAUCAACCCAACUCUAGUGCCACUCGAAGAAGGUGAGCCAGUUGUAGGUUCAGAUUUUCGUCCUGACAGAUUUUUGUAGGUUCGUGUACAUCAAAACAGAACCCUGGUCUUCAAAAGAAGAACCGACUAAACUGGACAGUGGUGAGUCGGUUUGGAUCAGUAUCACUUCAGACUUAUCCAGAAUAGUCUGAUCCAGUUUGGACCAGUUAGUCUGAGCUGGUGUGAGCCAGUUUGAGCUGUUUCAGACCGGUCUGAGUUCGUCAGCAGUCUAACUUUGGGCUAAAACUGAAUUACAGUGUUCUUUUAUUUGUGAAGAGUUUUUACACUUCUUUGAUUUUUUUUGUGUUGUUGACAUUGGAAACUACCAAAGACCUUCUGAGCCCUCCAGACUUACUGUUCCUAGUCCUGAGUCCUGUUUGGAUCGAGCUGGACCAGUCUCACUGCUGGUCUUUAGCAGGUUUUGGUCAGGACUGGCUUUGGGACGAGCAGCACACAGAGAGAAGUGACAGUCUGAGGAAGACAAUGAAGAAGAGAAACUUCACAAUCUGCUGCAACUCUGUCAAUCAUCUACUGUCGAGAACACAAACAGUACAAACCUACUGUGAACAAAUGCUUUUCUGUCUGUCCGUCUUCAGUUUCUCUUCAGCUCUUCAAUCAGCUCCUACACCUACAGAAAUGUAUUUUUGUUAUACUCUGACUUAUAUCCAACAUUAAGCUAAACAAUAGACAAGCUACACACAGUGUAACCAUUCCUUGAGCUAUGUAGGCUAACACAUCCCCGACACAAGCUACAGCAGAAACCUUCAACUCCAGAGCGCUUGGUUUGAUGUGCCUGGGAUGCCAGGCGGGUGGGGUUUGCACUUUAUAAAGGACAGUUUACUGAAUGUUGAUGCAAAUUUCCAGGCAAGCUCAGUCCAUCCAACAAAGCCUGUCUGGCUCCUGUCGUACUGUUUAGAUCGAGUCCUUUUUAUAAAGUUGCCAUCUUUGAAGUUUGAGCUCAGAGUUUCUCAGCCUUGGGGUCAGGACCCAACGUGGGUUUGCAGUUGAUGUUUCAUGGAUAAAGAUCAGGUACAGAUCACUGUCCUCGAGAGUAUUUUGGGAUCAUGGGCCAGAUGAUGUUGAGGAACCCUUUCUACCAAGGUGAAAGAAGUUUGUUUGAGCGUUUCAUUAACUCAGCAGCUGCUGACCAAUCAGCUUCCAGCAGGUUUCGUGACCUCAGUCGGUCUUGAGAGUCAGGAGGUUCAGCCUCUGCUUGUCUUUGGUUUCUGACAUUUAAAAAAAAAAGGUUGUUGCUCAGUAACUAGUAUAGCUCUGUCCAUAGACUAUUAAUCGUUGUACUCGCCACUACUUCUUGGAGACAUUUAAGCACUCACAUUCUUGCAAACUGAACCUUUAACACCAGGGAUGACAGGAUCACAUUAGCAUUACAGCAGGUUCAGGGCUAUUCUGUCUGGAUUUUACAGAAAUAAAUGAACAUUAGGGAUGCUCCGAUUCGUCUUUUAGAUUCAUAGACUUCAUUAAAGCAUUAGACAUCAAAGGAAACAGGAACUAAUCACCAACUGGUUCCUGUUUUUUGGGCUCUUACUGAAUGUUGGGGCUUACCUUCUUGUGCAACAAGCUAAAAGAGAAAUUUAAAACCUCCUCUAAAUGUAAACAGACUUUUGGAUGAUUAUUUUGUGGAUGUACCUUCUUAUGUCUGCAAAGGAAGCUUCCUCCGCCCCUGCUAGUAUUUAUACUGCAAAAAUUACCCUUAUUGGACUUAAAAUGGCAGCAACGUCUGAUUGCUGUGCAGUCGAGAACAGGCCAUGAGAGCACUAUUUAAAGUAAUUUCUAUUAAAAAACAGUCACUUUGCCCAGAUUUCAUCUGAUUGAACGGAGCAUCCUUCAUGAUCUAAAGGAACAUCUGCCUUCAGAUCGAGUGUGGGUAGAAGUUUUAGUUCUGAUGUCUAAUUUUCCGUCCUAACAUUUGGUGCUACUACCGAUCAUUGGCUCUGCGUUCGUCCUUAUUGAUUGUUCAUCACAGGUGUCGUAUCAAGAGUCUGGGUUGGGUCUUAAAGUUCAUGAUGUCGACCCUGCAGGCCUUACCAAGAGCCUGGUCACACAGGACGUACUUGAAAAUAAGAAAUCCUCAGCGAUUAUUCUGAGAAGCUGCAGAGGCAGAAACACUGAUACUGUCAUGUGACUCUCAAGGAGAUGGUUCGAUAAAAGGCAGUUCCCAAGCUGACAUUCUAUCUCGACAUUAUAACAGAACCUGAACUCAAGGGGUCAAAGGCACACAGCAGCACACUGAAAGGCCAAUCACGGUAAUAUCAAGCACGACUGGUUACAAUCUUGAUGUCCCAAAUUUGUCAGAGAACAGGGUUGAUCCUGACAGAGCAGGGACGAAGAAGUUUAUCUGGGACUCAUACGGGACCGAUCCCGGCGUCCAGAGGACACUUGGCCAUUCUUAGUCCUGACCACAGACUGUGUAUAAAGAUGGACAACAUGACAGCUCACCAAAAGUGAAGCCUAAACAUUUACAUUGCCCCCUGGUGGCUGGCUGCAGUACAGGUCAUAAACCCCGCCCCCUUCAUGUUAGUAGAUGGGACAUGAGGUGCUGCUCGCGAUAAGUUGGACAGGUGCAUGAGCAGGAAACUUUGUUACCGCAGAAUUUGCUACUGCGCAGACUCUGGCUCCAAAUGACGUCACCAGAACGAAAUGGCAGCGACCGUAUCCAGAAUAUUUUAACUUGAGUUCUGUACAGUGGGAGGAGGUGGGGACGCAUCAUCCAUCUUAAUAAACAGUCUGUGGUCCCGACACCCCAAGUUUGAAGCUUGUUUGAAGCUUGUUUACUGAGCCUCUCUUGGUGAAGGUGAAACACGCUGAACAGGAAUGACAAUUACAAACUAGUAAUCUGAUGUCCAUCUUUAUCGCAGAGCUAAAGGAGAAAGACCCAGUUUAUUAAUCAUCUGAUUGGAAAGCGAAGAAAUUCCCCCAAAGACGUAAGCCAUUUUUCUGUUCCUUUAUUUCCUCGCAGUGAGGUGUACUGGGCAGAUAAAGUACGUUGGUCCCAGACCUCUUAAUUGAUGACCAAAAACAACCAAGUCAAUCACAUCUUUGUAGGCAGGGUUAAGAGGGGAACGCCAUCUUCCAGAGCCAGAAAAACAUCCACAAAAAUAAUAAAAAGCGUAGAUAUGAUGUUCAUAGCUGGAGGGGUCAUUGUUAGUUGACUUCCUCUCUGUGCCGAAGGAAGAGAAACAAAACUGACUUUCUGGUCAACAGAUCAUAAAACCUUGGAUCCCAAAAAAAAGGACUCAAAACUCCUUGAAGUCGUUGGAUCAAGUAGAAAAAGGUGCCUGCCAUGGAUGACGUUGCGUCCUGUGUGAUCAUGUCUUGGGGGCUAUUAGCACUGCAGCUCAAUGAAAGCCUCUCGUAGCCUCGUGCUCUCAGAAGACCGGUGCUUCUGAACAGCCACCGUCAGUCCUACAUGUCAUCUCGUUGGGUUUAAGGUGCUAAGCUAAGCUAGCCAGGGCUGAUGCUGAGCCUGUUGUCCAUCUUUGGUGCUCUCUACCAGCCACGAGUGUUCGUGUCUUGAUCUGUGACGCCGAGCAGCUCUGUUGUCAGUGUGGCGAUCUAUCCACAGGCUCUGUUUGUGUAUUUUACAACAACAACACACUUCCUGUCCUGACUCCUGUUAGGUGCUGUUAAGCCUGGCCUCACUUCCUGUCAGCACCCCGUUCAAGCAUGACUGCUGUGUAGAUUUGUUCAGUGGAGAGGCUUAAAACCUGAAUGAGGUCACGCAGAAAACACAACACACUACUGCAAACUGGUGUGGACUCCUAAACUCAACCAGCAAACCUGGAUUACAUCGUCCACGAGAACCUUGCACCUAAAGCAAUGACCAUUAAUUCCAGUUGUUUCGGGAGGCUGUUGGAGACACUCAUCUCUUGCUGCAGAUUUUCUUUAAAACGUGUUGGCAUGUGGCUCGAAUGAGGCUGAUCACAAAUCUGGUUCUAUGAAGGUGUGCGUACAUGUGUUGCGGGAAACUUUAGAAUGCUGAGGAGUCGAUGCCCAGGCCUCCUAAAUCUCAGCAACACAUUGUGCGUCCCUUUGCGUCAAAUAAGCUUAUGGGUUGGUACAACUUGUUGCUGGGAGGCGGGUUUGAAAUGAAAAAGAAAAAAUACGCAAGUAAAUAAAAGCACAAAGCCACACUAACGUCUCCAAACACCCAAGUUUUCAUGUGCCAGCCGUAAUCCUUAACGUGUUCCCCAACAACACCAACAGCCUGUUUGAAAUGACAACGGGCAUCUGUCUCUUUAUGACCUUCAACUCUUAACAAAAGCAGGACGUAGUAUAUGUUGUAGUACUUCCUGUUGAACACUGCACAUACCGGUGUGCAAUGAACGGGUUUCGGGUAUUUGAGGCCAGGCUGGUGCUGUCCACGUCUCUGACUGCUUCAGGUGCUCGGUAUGUUUUCCUUUUGACCAUUUUACAGUUGUUUCACGGACGACACAUUCUAGUCCAGCAGAGUCGAGUCCGUGUGGUAGACUCGUACAGACCCAGUGUUGACUUUCUCCUUGUCCCGAGUUUUACUAAGACAUUUGGUGAAGCUGUCCCCACCCUCCUCCAACCCUCUCUGGUCUGUUCUGACAGAUGUUCAGGGUUCCUGCACUGUUCCAGAAAGUCCCAGAGACAUCUUUGAGAAGUGACACCUGAACAUGAACCCUCAGAUGUCACUGAGUUCAGUGCUUCAGAUCAGCAGCUCUACGUUUGGUGUUAACAGUGGAGUCGGCCAUGUUUUCAAUGAAGUCGAUGACAUUUGAAUCUGGACUCUGAAGGAACCCUGAACUCUGGAUUAACUUGUAACCUUCAGCAGCUGCAGUGAACCAUUUUACAGAUGACAGUCAAACUCCAGUGAUCCCUUCAGAGCUUAUUUGUUGUGUCUGUUUUUGCCGACCGGACAACACUUCGACUCUUUUCUGUUUACAUCAUCAAACCUGCCAAAACGAAGCUCAGACUCUAAUUUCUUUUAAAGUUUUUGAUUGUUUGCUGGUUAAUUUGGAGGUGACACGGUAAACACGGCCGAUGUUCAUGUUCUUUCUACUUUUUGCCUUAAGAUGCGUCACAUGAGUUCCCGUUCAACAAACACUGCCCUGCACUCAGACUCAUCUGGUAGUGUCAUAUUGUGCAAACCCUCUGUAUCAGUGUUUGUAUUGGCUGAACCUGUGACUCCGUCGGAGACGGAUGAAAGUCGCACCAAACAGGUCAUCAUUUGGUUUUUAUCGAGGUGAAUGAGAGGCGGUGUUUGUAGGAUGGGCCGUCAUGUGACAGCACCUUUACUUCAGCAACAGUUUCCUGCUCCUCUGUGGUUCGUUAGUUUCUCAAACCGCCACAUUUCUGUAAACAGGAAACAGUUCAAUCCCAGGUGGAUCUUUGUCAGGUAAUGUUUAAAAUCCAUACCCACAGGCUUUAAGAUGAGGGGCGUGGCUACACAACAACCUGAACAUUUCAAAAUGGUUAAAAAGUGACUGCUCACUCACUCCCCCCACUCGUUACUCUUUGUCGCCGCAGAGUAUUAGAACAACUGGUCCUUCAUUUCAGACAGAAGUAGAAUAAAUUAUUUCAUUUCAGCUCAGUUCUGUCGUCACUGUCACACUAGCUAAUUAAGCUAACGUUAGUUCCAUGCAUUGGUUGAAAACUCGCUCUCCAACUGACAUUUUCAUUUUUCAUGACUGAUUUGUUUUACAUACAAAAACCCUGUAAAGACGUAAAAACUGACUGAGGCUAAAGCUGACAGGUUCCAGCACACAAUAUAAUGCUAAAAGACUAAUGCUAAAGCUAACAAGACAGGCCGUGAUGCUAACAGAUUGAGGCUAAAGCUAACAAGACAGGAUAUGAUGCUAACAGAUUGAGGCUUAAGCUAACAAGACAGGAUAUGAUGCUAAUUGAUGGAGACUAAAGCUAACCUCGACAAGAUGCUGAGAUAUGAUUGGAUAGUCCCAGUUGGUGGGAGGUGUUUAGAGAAUGAAAACUUUAUUCAAACUGCGUCCCGUUGACAGGUUUGACCUGAUAAAGAUCCGACUGGGAAAUCCAAACACUGUGUUUAACUUCCUGUCUACACGAAUAAAGUUAUUUUUGAAAACCGCUCUUCUCCUCCACGUUUUGACCUCUCGUCCACACAAACGCAAAUUCUGGAAAACACCUCGAACGGUGCAGAUCUGUCUAAACUUCUGCUAUUGUGUAUCUGAUUGGAGCAUUUGGGAAACUAUGUCAUCUUCCCAGUUUGCACAUGGCCGUUGUUGCUUUGUGCAAUGAGCAUACGCCAAAAACAACAACAGCAGCAGCAGGCUAACAGCUUGUUUAUUUUGUUAGCACUGCUUCGGUCUAAUGAUGACGUUACAUCAACCCGCUGUGCUGCUGCACCACUUCAAAGACGAGUUGAGUGGUCUGCGGCGCCCGACGUUACCUGGUCGACCUCAGCAUCUGCGGCCUGAAGUCGUCCAGAAAAAACAUUUUGGGAUCAUUCUUUGGUGUUUGACACUUUGUCGAGGCAGCUUUUACCAACACCUAGUGGCCGGGUGAGUGUUUUGAGUCGUUCUGGUGUGGACGGAGACAUUUUGUAAAAACCAAGGUAGUUUUUAAAAAUAUCAGUUUAUGUGUAGACGGGACCUGAACAGGUAAACAGGUGUUUCUGGAGUGAUGUCAAAGUUUCAGACUGGACUCUGUGACAGACGUGGUUUUGUAAACGUCCCUGAUCAUCAGAAACUGUCGGAGCAGGAUGUCAUCAUUCAGUUUCAUGUUUCAGUUUCAGCGGACACAACUUUUCUGUUCAUGAUGAUUGUCUUGUUCUUAUUUUUUGUUUGUUGUUGACAAAAUCAAAACCAAACAAACAAACAAACAGAAAACCCUUGGUAACCACCGGCCUGAAGACAUUUCAUGUUAAACUGAACCCCCCCCCCCCCCCCCCCCC
Molecule: messenger RNA, 10410 nt
Organism: Epinephelus moara (kelp grouper)
Lineage: Eukaryota; Metazoa; Chordata; Actinopteri; Perciformes; Serranidae
Gene: ptenb
Product: phosphatase and tensin homolog B
Exons: 8
Coding region: 843-2201 (452 amino acids)
Biological process (GO): regulation of phosphatidylinositol 3-kinase/protein kinase B signal transduction; protein dephosphorylation; phosphatidylinositol 3-kinase/protein kinase B signal transduction
Cellular component (GO): plasma membrane; nucleus; cytosol
Molecular function (GO): phosphatidylinositol-3,4,5-trisphosphate 3-phosphatase activity; phosphatidylinositol-3,4-bisphosphate 3-phosphatase activity; protein tyrosine phosphatase activity
Source: RefSeq, a predicted model, not a curated record